CACACGUUUUCUUUAGGAAUAUUGGGCAAGGACUAUUGUUCUUGUAAUAAUGAUUCAGAACUUUGAAUGUCUUACGUAGCUUAAAGUUAAUACAGUUAAUGUAUGUACAAUGUCAAAGUAGUGCUAAAAACAAUCAAGGACUGGCAUAAAGUGUUGGCUAUAUUUUAUGGUUUACUGUGUGCCAGUUCCAGUGCUUAAAUGCUCAUGCUUUGUUUCCGCAGGUCUAAAAACGAAUAGAACAUGGUCAAUGCUGCAGCAAGGGAAGAAGAAGACUAAAGAGGACAUGGUGGCGAGCAACGCCAAGCCUGCACCAGUCCAGAAGCCACCGCCACUAACUGCAGAACAGAGGAUGAAGCAAACUCCUAUUGAGAGGGUCAUCUAUGACAUGGCCCACAACGAGAGGGUGGUGAACGACCUCAUUCUGGGCCGAAGGAUAUCAUUCUACGAGCUCCGAGGGGAAGUGGGAACAGGGAAUUUUUCCCAUGUCAAAUUAGGAAUUCAUGCCCUAACAAAAGAAAGGGUCGCCGUCAAGAUUAUUGACAAGCAUCGUCUGGACAAGAAGUCACAGUCUUUGUUUUCCUCCGAGAUUCUGUGCAUGGAUAAGCUGUCACACCCCAACAUUGUGCGCCUGUACGAGGUGCUGGAGACGAAGAAGCGCCUGUACUUGGCCAUGGAGUACGGCAGUGGUGGGGAUCUCUACACAAGGAUCAGCACCAGGGGGCGCCUGUCAGAUCUUGAGAGCAAGAUGGUGUUUGCACAGAUCAUUUCAGCCAUCCAGCACAUGCAUGAGAACAACAUUGUCCACAGGGACCUGAAAGCAGAAAACAUAUUCUACACCACAAGCUUCUGUAUCAAAGUGGGCGACUUUGGCUUCAGCACUGUGACCAGCCCCUCAGAGACCCUCACCACAUUCUGUGGCUCGCCGCCAUACGCAGCCCCAGAGCUCUUCAAAGAGAAAGGCUACAUCGGCCAAUACGUGGACAUAUGGGCUAUGGGUGUCCUACUGUUCUUCAUGGUGACGGCGAGCAUGCCCUUCGGAGCUGACAACCUGAGCCGACUGAAACGGAUAAUCUUAACCGGUGCUUAUGCGCUCCCGAGUCACGUGCCUGAUCCCUGUCAGCUGGUCAUCAAAGGGAUGCUCCGGCAGGUCCCCAAUGAUCGCUCCUCCAUCUCCCAAAUAAUGUGCAGUACCUGGCUUACUGGGAUCGAGUACCCAAAAUCGUAUCCCAUGGUCAGUCUCACCCCAGCGCACCUUGUGGACACGGCCAACACUCUGACUGUGGAGGAAAAGGAGGUGAAAUCCGCACUGUCUGAACUCGGCAUCACAGGGGCCCACUUGCAGAACAACAACUGCGCUGACUCUCACAGCCCGAUCUCGGGAACCUACCGCAUCAUGCUGCACCGUGUUCAAAAGAGGAGGUCUGUGGAAGCGGUGGGCUACGCGUCUUUGGAACCUGACGAAUUCCAAACCAAAAUGUCUUGGAUAGAUUCGGCGAAGAAACAUCAUCCAACUUCUGUCUGUGCUAUCCUGUAGGCCUCUUUCCUCUCAUAUCUAUUGCAAUAUUUUCAUACUUCAGCUACCUGUGAAAACAAGCAGAUAUGGCAAUUAUUAAGGUUACUGUAAGUUUAAGUGUGUGUUUGUAUUUCACACAACUGAAUACAGGACUCUCUAGUCUCUGCAAACCUCUUUUUGUCAAGAGUUUUGAACGAUGGGUAAACAGUACCAUCUGGUACUUGCAUUGGUGUACAGGUGUGCACUGGAAAAGGAAAUACGUUUGUAGGUCACUGGAAGAAUGUUCAGGAACAGGUACCAUAUCUAACUAAAUAACCAUUAACCAGUAAUACAUUAAUUGUAUUUAUCUUAAUAUUCCAUUCAGGUUUAGUCAAAUCAAUUAGUCAGUGUAAUGUUUAACAAUAGGGUAUGGACAGACACUGAUGCAAAGGAUUACAGAUUUAGAAUAUUUUAAUCCUAAGGAAAGGAAUCUGACAUCACAGUAUUGUAAUCUGAAAAGAAACACCAAGACAUUAGUUCUUAGAACAAAAGAUUCCAUAUUUUUGUCAGAUGGGCUUAAUGCGGACCCCAUCCGUGUUUGUCAUUCUACAAAUCGCAUUAAAAGACAAGGGCAAUACACCCCUUUAUAAGUUUAUUGCAUAAGGGCCAGAGCACUAAUGCAAAACAAAGAGCUUUACACAGUCAGGUAUUUCUGUCCUGCUUUGUGUUUAUUUGUAUAGUCCAUGAACUAUGCAAGAACUUUACUCAGGGGGACUGGAAUUUUUUUAAUAUUAUUUAUAUAUUUUCUAUGUUUUUUUUUUUAUAAUUACUGCAUUUUUGAGGGUUUGUUAGGUGAAAAAUAUAAAUUUCAUUCAGUAGGCCUAUGUCUAUAUUCAGUUUGGUGUUUUAACACAGCAUAAAGCAAAUUGAGCUAAUUUGUAUUAAUGUUGUGUAUUUGUGUUGGAAGCAUUUUCUAUUUCAAUUUAAACUGUAUCUAAAGCAUUAUUUCAGGUUUUACCGCAACAAAUUGAUGAAAUUAUACGUUGUAAUGUGUGGCAUUUUGAAGAGCACUUUAUUCUCCUAAUUCUUUUACGUGAUUUAGUGGUUUGUGCUUGUUCCUUCACGGUUCCUUCUCUUUUUUCCCUUUUCAUUUGUGGGGGGAAAAAACCCAUCAUUCCAUUCCUGUUGAGACGUGAGAACCAGCUUAAUAUUCAGUGAAAAAGACAUGAUAGACUGAAUUACAGUGCCACAAAUCUCUGCCAAGAGAGUCCUUGUCAACGGUAAUUUCUUGCAUUUCGCAAUGUGCAUCCCACCUGAAAAUAGGACUUCAUCUUGACAGUUCUUGUUCAAACAGAGUUGCAUCACACCAUGUCACUGGGUCUUUGUGUUCGACUACUGUGAAUGUGAUUAUAGGUAAUAAAACGCUGGUAUGCAGGUAUAUUCUUCUUGUCAGCCAAGCAAAUCAAAAGAUACAUGCUGAAUCAUAGCUUGAAAUCCCAUUGUAUGGUCAUCAGCAGUUGUUAACUUUAUGUGAGCAGCGCACUGUAUACCACACUGAAAUAUUCCUUCUUAAAAAUUAAACAUUCAAAAAAAUCAUUGGACUAUACUUUUGUGAAAAACUGGAUAAUAUUUUAAUAAACAAAUUGUUAUUUUCAAACCA
Molecule: messenger RNA, 3152 nt
Organism: Clupea harengus (Atlantic herring)
Lineage: Eukaryota; Metazoa; Chordata; Actinopteri; Clupeiformes; Clupeidae
Product: serine/threonine-protein kinase NIM1
Biological process (GO): intracellular signal transduction; microtubule cytoskeleton organization; protein phosphorylation
Cellular component (GO): cytoplasm
Molecular function (GO): ATP binding; tau-protein kinase activity
Source: RefSeq, a predicted model, not a curated record